Messenger RNA from Sorex fumeus (smoky shrew), 3631 nucleotides. It is a transcript of the gene HCN4, whose product is annotated as hyperpolarization activated cyclic nucleotide gated potassium channel 4. Gene Ontology annotation, biological process: potassium ion transport; transmembrane transport. NCBI's taxonomy places the organism in Eukaryota, Metazoa, Chordata, Mammalia, Eulipotyphla, Soricidae. The record is from RefSeq and is a predicted model, not a curated record. The transcript is spliced from 8 exons. Gene Ontology annotation, molecular function: voltage-gated potassium channel activity. Gene Ontology annotation, cellular component: membrane. Bases 1 to 3423 code for a protein of 1140 amino acids.
AUGGACAAGCUGCCGCCGUCCAUGCGCCAGCGGCUCUACAGCCUCCCGCAGCAGGUGGGGGCCAAGGCGUGGAUCAUGGACGAGGACGAGGACGCCGGGGAGGAGGCGGCGGGCGGCCGCCGGGACCCCGGGCGCAGGAGCAUCCGGCUGCGGCCGCUGCCCUCGCCCUCGCCCUCGCCCUCGGAGCCCCGGGGCGCGGCCCCCGGGGCGGCGGCGGACGGCGAGGGGCCGGCCCGCGGCGCGGGCAAGUCCAGCACCAACGGCGACUGCCGGCGCUUCCGCGGGAGCCUGGCCUCGCUGGGCAGCCGGGGCGGCGGCGCGGGGGGCGGCGGCCACGCGCACCCGCACGGCUCCGCCGAGGAGCGGCGGCUCAUCGCCGAGGGCGACGCGUCCCCCGGCGAGGACAGGACGCCCCCGGGCCUGGCCGGCGAGCCCGAGCGCCCCGGCGCCCCGGGGCCGCCCGCCGCCUCGCCGCCGCCGCCGCCGGCCUCCGCCUCCUGCGAGCCGCCCCCGGCGGACGCGGCGAUCAAAGUGGAGGGAGGCGCGGCCGCCGCCGGGGACCAGAUCCUCCCCGAGGCCGAGGUGCGCCUGGGCCAGGCCGGCUUCAUGCAGCGCCAGUUCGGGGCCAUGCUCCAGCCCGGGGUCAACAAAUUCUCCCUGCGGAUGUUCGGCAGCCAGAAGGCGGUGGAGCGCGAGCAGGAGCGGGUGAAGUCGGCCGGGUUCUGGAUCAUCCACCCCUACAGCGACUUCAGGUUUUACUGGGACCUGACGAUGCUGCUGCUGAUGGUGGGAAACCUGAUCAUCAUCCCUGUGGGCAUCACCUUCUUCAAGGAUGAGAACACCACGCCCUGGAUCGUCUUCAACGUGGUGUCCGACACCUUCUUCCUCAUCGACCUGGUCCUCAACUUCCGCACAGGGAUCGUGGUGGAGGACAACACCGAGAUCAUCCUGGACCCGCAGCGGAUCAAGAUGAAGUACCUCAAGAGCUGGUUCGUGGUGGAUUUCAUCUCCUCCAUCCCCGUGGACUACAUCUUCCUCAUCGUGGAGACGCGCAUCGACUCCGAGGUCUACAAGACGGCCCGGGCCCUGCGCAUCGUGCGCUUCACCAAGAUCCUCAGUCUCCUGCGUCUCCUGCGCCUCUCCCGCCUCAUCCGCUACAUUCACCAGUGGGAGGAGAUCUUCCACAUGACCUACGACCUGGCGAGCGCGGUGGUCCGCAUCGUGAACCUCAUCGGUAUGAUGCUGCUCUUGUGCCACUGGGACGGCUGCCUGCAGUUCCUGGUGCCCAUGCUGCAGGACUUCCCCGACGACUGCUGGGUGGCCAUCAACGACAUGGUGAACCACUCGUGGGGGAAGCAGUACUCGUACGCGCUCUUCAAGGCCAUGAGUCACAUGCUGUGCAUCGGCUACGGGCGGCAGGCGCCCGUGGGCAUGUCGGACGUGUGGCUCACCAUGCUUAGCAUGAUCGUGGGCGCCACCUGCUAUGCCAUGUUCAUCGGCCACGCCACCGCGCUCAUCCAGUCUCUGGACUCCUCCCGGCGCCAGUACCAGGAGAAGUACAAGCAGGUGGAGCAGUACAUGUCGUUCCACAAGCUGCCGCCCGACACGAGGCAGCGCAUCCACGACUACUACGAGCACCGCUACCAGGGCAAGAUGUUCGACGAGGAGAGCAUCCUGGGGGAGCUGAGCGAGCCCCUGCGGGAGGAGAUCAUCAACUUUAACUGCCGCAAGCUGGUGGCCUCCAUGCCGCUCUUUGCCAAUGCUGACCCCAACUUCGUGACGUCCAUGCUGACCAAGCUGCGCUUCGAGGUCUUCCAGCCCGGGGACUACAUCAUCCGAGAGGGCACCAUCGGCAAGAAGAUGUACUUCAUCCAGCACGGCGUGGUCAGCGUGCUCACCAAGGGCAACAAGGAGACCAAGCUGGCCGACGGCUCCUACUUCGGAGAGAUCUGCCUGCUGACGCGGGGCCGGCGCACGGCCAGCGUGAGGGCGGACACCUACUGCCGCCUGUACUCGCUGAGCGUGGACAACUUCAACGAGGUGCUGGAGGAGUACCCCAUGAUGCGGCGCGCCUUCGAGACGGUGGCGCUGGACCGCCUGGACCGCAUCGGCAAGAAGAACUCCAUCCUCCUGCACAAGGUGCAGCACGACCUCAACUCGGGCGUGUUCAACUACCAGGAGAACGAGAUCAUCCAGCAGAUCGUGCAGCACGACCGCGAGAUGGCUCACUGCGCGCACCGCGCCCAGGCGGCCUCGGCGCCCGCGCCCGCGCCCGCGCCGCUCAUCUGGACGCCGCUGGUCCAGGCGCCGCUGCAGGCGGCCGCGGCCACCACGUCGGUGGCCAUCGCGCUCACGCACCACCCGCGCCUGCCGGCCGCCGUGUUCCGCCCGCCGCCCGGGCCCACGCCGCGCCACCGCGCGCGCCUGCACUCGCUGGCCCCCGCCGCGCUGGGCGCCGCCUCGCCCGCCAGCAGCCCGUCGCAGCUGGACACGCCGUCCUCCUCGUGCUUCCACAUCCAGCAGCUGGCCGGCUUCGCGGCGCCCGCCGGCCUGAGCCCGCUGCUGCCCGCGCCCGGCGCCUCGUCCCCCGCCGCGCCCGCGGGCUUCGGCCCCUUCCACCGGGCGCUGGGCGGCUCCGUGUCCUCGUCCGACUCGCCCCUGCCCACGCCGCCGCAGCCCGGCGCGCGCUCCCCGCAGGCCGGCCCGGCCCCGCCGCCGCUGCCCGGGGCCCGCGGGGCGCCCGGACUCCUGGAGCCCUUCCUGCCGCCGCCGCCGCCCGCCGCGCGGUCCCCGGCCUGCAGCCCCGGGCAGCUGGGCCAGCCCCCCGGGGAGCCGGGCACCCCAGAGACGCCCCCGCGGCAGCCGGAGCGCGCGGGCUUCGGGGGCGCCUCGCCCGUCGCCGCCCCCUCCCCGCGCGCCGGCCCCAGCCCCGCGGGCCACAGCCCCGGCCCCCCCAGGACCUUCCCCGGGCCCCCGCCGCGCGCCUCCGGCUCGCACGGCUCCUUGCUGCUGCCCCCCGCCUCCAGCCCGCCGCCCCCGCAGGUGCCGCAGCGCAGGGGGACCCCGCCCCUGACCCCCGGGGGCCGCCUCACCCAGGACCUCAAGCUCAUCUCGGCCUCCCAGCCGGCCCUGCCCCAGGACGGGGCGCAGACUCUGCGCCGGGCGUCCCCGCACUCUUCCGGGGAGUCGGUGGGGGGCUUCCCGCCCUUCCCCAGGGCCGGGGGCAGCGGCGGGGGCCUGGGCGCGCCCGGGAGGCCCCAUGGUGCCGCCCCGGGCCAGCUGCACGUCACCCUGCCUCGGAAGACAUCCUCAGGUUCUCUGCCACCCCCCCUCUCCUUGUUUGGGGCCAGGCCCGCCGCCCCUGCGGGCGCCCCGGGGCCUGGAGCGGAGCCGGUGCGCUCCAAACUGCCGUCCAACCUCUGAGCGGGGGGUGGGCCCGCGCCCCACCCCGUGCCCGCCUCGCGCUUCCUUCAGGUGUGACUGUGGUUAGGACAGGCGCCAGCACCCUUGCACUCGCCCUCACCUGAGCAGCGGCGCCAGGAACGCCCAGGUACCCCGAGAGCGCUCCAGUUUUGAUCACUGGCUUUUAUAGACUAUUUUAAUAUUCGCGGGAGGGGGAGGGAAGCAGGCA